CCACGUGGGCGAGCGGUCUCCGGGCUAUGUUGCUGGGAGGUUCCGGGGUUCUAGUUUCCCUCCUUUCCGCAGCUCGACCCACGCUGCGGAGACUCACCUUUUGUGGCUGCAGAUUGAUAAUGGCAAGCGGCGGGUGCGAGGCUCCUAAUCGGGAGGGCCGAGACUCCGGUUGCCCGGAGGAGCCGCAGAAGCAGCAGCUUCGGGGCGGUGCUAAGCCUUACGGAGAGCAGCAGCCCCCAGCCAGGGAGAAGGAGCAGGCGCCAGUUCCAGCCUUGGCCCCAACCUCGGGCGGUCGGAAGAAGCGGCGGGGCCGGAUCGGAGAGCGCUUCGUGCCGCCCCCGAAGAAGCGGCGGGCCGGGGUCAGCUUCAGCGACCAGCAUUUCGCCGAGACUAACUAUUAUUUUGAGGGCGGGCUGCGCAAGGUGCGGCCUUACUACUUCGACUUCCAGACCUACUGUAAGGGCCGCUGGGUGGGCCGCAGUUUGCUCCACGUCUACAGUACCGAGUUUCGCGCCCACCCCCUCUCCUAUUACGAGGCGGCUGCCAAGGCCGGCCGCCUGCGCCUCAACGAGCAGCCAGUGCGAGACCUCGGCGUUAUUCUUAAGGACAAUGACUUCCUCCGCAACACCGUCCACCGGCAUGAGCCCCCGGUGACAGCAGAGCCCAUCCGUCUGCUGGCCGAGGAUGAUGAAGUCGUGGUUGUAGACAAGCCCUCCUCUAUGCCUGUUCACCCUUGUGGUCGCUUCCGCCAUAACACUGUCAUCUUCAUCCUGGGCAAGGAUCACCAGCUUAAGGAGCUGCAUCCGCUGCACAGGCUAGACCGACUCACAUCAGGGGUGCUUAUGUUCGCCAAGACAGCUGCUGUCUCUGAGCGGAUCCACGAGCAAGUUAGAGAUCGGCAGCUGGAGAAAGAAUAUGUGUGCCGGGUGGAAGGAGAGUUCCCUGCUGAAGAAGUCACCUGCAAGGAGCCCAUCUUGGUGGUCUCCUACAAGGUGGGACUGUGCCGUGUGGACCCACGGGGCAAGCCCUGUGAAACUGUAUUCCAGAGACUGAGUUACAAUGGUCACUCUAGUGUGGUACGCUGCCAGCCUCUUACGGGCCGUACCCACCAAAUCCGGGUACACUUGCAGUUCUUGGGCCACCCUAUCGUCAAUGACCCCAUCUACAACACAGCGGCUUGGGGCCCUGCCCGGGGCCGAGGUGGUCAUGUCCCUAAGACAGAUGAUGAACUGCUACGGGACCUGUUGGAGGAACACCGGGCCAAACAAAGCCUGGAUGUUCUAGAUCUCUUUGAAGGGGACCUACCUCCAGGUCUUAAACCCACCUCGGACCAAUUUUUCAAGCAGGACUUGAAAGAGCCAACCAUAACCACAGGAGAUCCAGAGGAGCCAAACCGAGAAGCCCCUCUUGAUUUGGACACAACAGAGCCAGCUCGUGGGGAGACAGCUGGGUCACAGCUUAAGAACAAAGAAAUGGACCCUCUUUGUGAGGAAUGCCGUUUGGUGAGACAAGACCCCUUGCCUCAGGAGCUGGUGAUGUAUCUUCAUGCCCUACGCUAUAAAGGGCCUGGCUUUGAGUACUCUUCCCCCAUGCCUGCCUGGGCACAGGAUGACUGGAAGGAAGACUGAGGGGUAUGGUUCCUGGGUUGCCUUCUGUGUUGGAGGCAGGGCCACCAUCCCUCACAGAGCUACUGUGGCCAGCCUUCACUUCAUCAGGGGAAGUGCAUGUUCUCUGUUGGUGCUCAGGAGUUAGGAAGGAGAGGUCUUAGGCUCUUUUUCAGAGCAAAGGGAAAAUGAUAUACCUCAUUUACCAUCCUACCUCCAGCCAGAGUUUUGGCAACUCUUGAUUCUGAAAAUGUUUCUUCCCAAUGUCUCUUUUUUGAAGGUUGUUCCUUGAGCGUUCAGGUCCCAUACCCUGUGGCUAUACCUAGAUGUUUUCAGCCUUCCUUGCUGUGCAAGCAGAGGUUUUUCUCCCUCCUGCAGAAAGUUUGUGUCCCUUCCACUGUGAUUUGGUUCCUGUUUCUCAAGGUAUAUGUAGUAUAGCAACUAGGUUUGUGAAAUGCUAUUUUAGUCAGGCAGGAAAUAUUUUUAAAAUGCAUUCUGCUUUUUAUAUCCUUUCCCAAUUGUGUGUCCUUCUGUCCCCUGUCACCCUCAUCCCCAACAAAGAAACCGUUAAGCAUAACUGCAAAUGACAAAUAAAAGUGCCCAGGCCCUACCUUCUCCACUAAGAGGAGAUAUCGUGAGCAUAGUCAUCAGGAGCCAACAUUGAUCAUUGUAUGUGAUGUAAGUUCUGUUGAUGUUUACAGUAACAUAACUAUUGCAUAUGUGGUUCUCCUGGUUCAUACAACAGUCCCCAUGAGCUCUGAAUUUCUCAUCGUUCUUUAUGAUACAGUCAUAUUCCACAUACACCACAGUUCAUCUGCUCCCUAGUCAUUAGGCCCCUACUUUUGUUUCCAAUUUUUUGCUGCUAUAAAUAUUUCGUUUUGCGUGGAACCUAGGUAUGUUCCCAGUAGUGGAAUCAUGUGGUCCAAGAGUAUAUAACCAUGUGACAAAAAGUAGAAAAAUCAGUGGAUUGAAAAUCAGAGGACUCAAGUUCAAAUCCCUACUCUACUCAUAUAUGAUCUUGGGCUAGUCAUUUAACCCUUAUUGGACCUCAAUUUCUUUACUCCUGUAAAAUACAAGAGUUGGACUAGAGAUGCCCUAAGCUCCUUUCUUAGCUCUAAAUCCGUGAUACUGACUUUUCUCACAAAAUCCCAAAUUGGUUUUCAGAAUGGUUGUACCAAUUCCACAGCUCCAUCAACAGUGAAUUAUUGGCACUAUUCCCAUACUGACUAGUUAGCUCUAAGUAUUUAUUAAAUAUUAGUUUUGUGGGUAUGAAGAGGAUGAUGUUUAUGCCCCAGGAAGAUAGGUGUUUAUUUGCAAAUUAUGCACAUGUGGGUUGCAAGUUGGGAGGGUCUGGACUGCUAGCUUGAGGUGGGUGUUGGCUAAGUAUUAGCAUUUAUUUUGAUACCUUAAGAAUCCUUAAUUUCAUCAGCGGUGGGCCAUCCUUCACUAAUGCAGAUUGCAGCCACUCACCAACAGUGAGUGGCUUCAAGUUGGCAAAGCAAAAAAAUAAAAUAAAAUUCAUCCUCCCAGGUGCUCCACCUCCUGCUGAUGAGCCUCUUGGCGAUUAGGUAGGCAAGCAUUUAUUAAACCUCUAAUAACAGUUAUUACCUAGCAAGACCUGCCAGAUCUGGCUUAUACUUUCUUAGCACAGCCUUUGGGAGCCUAAGACCACCUCAGCAGCACAAUUCAGCAAGCACCAGGAGAUUGCCACCACCCUAUCUCAAUCCUUUAACAAUUGUAGUCAGAAGAGGUGGUCAGGCCACAUGCAGCCCACAAUGCUCCGGAGUACAGCCUGAACCAGAUUAAAAUAUGAUUGGGAAAUAUUUAGCAAAAUUAAUUAAAAUGCAGUAAAACCUAGAUAACGUCAGUAUAUGAAUUUCUAUGCCAGUAUGUGGCCUACAGGGUUUAGUGGGCUCCAUUUCUAUUUGAGUCUAACACUAUUGAACUGGACUAUUAAUUAGAUCAUUUGGUUUCCCUUCUUCCAAACUCUUCCUAAAAUUCAUCCAAAAUAAUCUAUCUCCCUACAACAUAGAUCUGACUAGGUCAUUUCCCUACUCAAGAGCCUUUCCUGGCUCUCCAUUACCUGUGGCAUAAAAUGCAAAUAAUCUUGACAUUUAAGACCCUCCAAGAUGUGGGUCUUACCAGUAUUUUGAGCCUUAUAUCACAUGAUUCCCCUUCACACAGUACCUUCCAGCCAAAUUGCAAUGCCAGCUGUUCCCUAAACUCUCCUGCCUGCUUAUGUUCUCCUAAGCCAUUCCCUAUGUCUAGAACUCUCUCCUUUCUGCCUGUCAGAAUCCCUACCUUCAAGGCCUGUCUUUAGUGCUAGUAACCCCGUAGAGCCAUUGCUGUCUGUGAUACUGAAAGCAUUAUACAAAGUGAUGAGGGUAGAAAGACAAAAUCGUCAUGGAGACAACAACACAUACAUAGGUAAAAAUAACACAUGUGCCAUGCAAAUACAAAAUAACUGGGGAGAGGGAGGAGCAUUAAUCUAUGGGGAAAGGAUAUCAAAAAACCUCCAUGUAGGAGGUUGUACUUGAGUCUUGAAGGAAGUUGGAUUCUAAAAGGUGGUAGUCAGGAGAAUGAAUUCUAGGCAUGGAGGACAGCUUGUGCAAAUAUAACAGUGGGAGAUGAGAAUAUCAUGGAUGAAAACAGUGUAAUGUGGAACCUAGUGAGUGAAGGGGAAUAAUAGAAAUCUGGAAAGUUUAACCUAUAAAGUCAGACUGUGUGUGGGAGGGGGAGGUUCAAUGUGUAAAAAGUAGGGAACUUCUGAUGGUUCUUAAGGAGAGGAGUGAUACGGUCAGACCUGUGCUUUACAAAGAUUAUCUUGGCAGUUGUGUGGAAAUUUAAUUUGGAGAGGAGAGAUUUCAAGCAAGUAAGGCAGUGAGGAAAGCAAAAGCCUGCUGGCGGGUCUGUUUGCCUCAAGUCUUUGUCCCAGCCAAGUCCUCUUCCAAAGUGUGAUUUUUCUAAAGUUCCAGUUCAACCAUAUCACCUCCCUAUUCAGUAAGCUCCAGUGGCUUCCUGUUGCCCUCAAGGUCAAAUAGAAACUCCUCUGCUUGGUGUUCAGAACCUUUCAUAACCUACCACCAACCUCCGCCUUUCCAGUCUUCUUUCACUUUAUUCCCCAGUACAUACCCUUCAAUCUAGUGACGGGCCUGGCUGUUUCACAAACAAGAUACUCCAUCUCUCAACUUCAGGGGUUCUCCCUGGCUGUGCCCUAUUCCUGGAAUUCUCUCCAUCCUCUGUUCUGACUAUUGACCUCCCAACUAAAAUCCUACUUCUACUAGAAGACUUUGAUAUCCCCUCUUAAUUCUAGUACUCUAUUAAUUAUCUCCUCUUGGGCAGCUAGGUGGCUCAGUGGAUAGAGCACCAGCCCUUGAUUCAGGAGGACCUGAGUUCAAAUCCAGCCUCAGACACUUGACACUUACUAGCUGUGUGACCCUGGGCAAGUCACUUAACCCUCAUUGCCCCACAAAUAAAUGAAUGAAUGAAUAACUAAAUAAAUAAAUGAUCUCCUGUUUAUCCUGCAUGUAGCUUGUUUGUCUAUAUCUGUUUUCAUGUUGUCUCCCACGUUACACUGUCAGCUCCCUGAAGGCAGGGACUGUUAUUUGCCUCUCUGUAUCCGCAGCACUUGGCACAGUGCCUGGCACACAGUCGGGCACUUUAAAGAAAUGUUGAUCGGGGCGGCUAGGUGGCGCAGUGGAUAGAGCACCGGCCCUGGAGUCAGGAGUACCUGAGUUCAAAUCCGGCCUCAGACACUUAGCACUUACUAGCUGUGUGACCCUGGGCAAGUCACUUAACCCCAAUUGCCUGACUAAAAAAAAUUAAAAAAAAAAAAAAAAGAAAUGUUGAUCAAUCGAGGCAUUUGCAGUAAUCCAAGUGAGGUGCAGAGGGUCCAAAGUAGGUAGUAGUAUGUAACUAGAGAGAAGGGGGCAGGUGCAUGCUACCUUGAAAAAUAGAAUGGAUGUGUCCUGACACCUAAUUGUAGGGUGCACCGGCCCUGGAUUCAGGAGGACCUGAGUUCAGAUCCGGUUCAGACAUUUGACACUAGCUGUGUGAUCCUUGGCAAGUCACUUAAUCCUCAUUGCCCUGCCAAAAAAAAAAAAAAAGAAAGAAAAUGACUCCAAGUUUGCCACCCUGGGUGACAGAAUGGUGAGUACACUGUA
Molecule: messenger RNA, 5767 nt
Organism: Dromiciops gliroides (monito del monte)
Lineage: Eukaryota; Metazoa; Chordata; Mammalia; Microbiotheria; Microbiotheriidae
Gene: RPUSD2
Product: RNA pseudouridine synthase domain containing 2
Exons: 3
Coding region: 27-1628 (533 amino acids)
Biological process (GO): pseudouridine synthesis
Molecular function (GO): RNA binding; pseudouridine synthase activity
Source: RefSeq, a predicted model, not a curated record